AUGAAAAUGCAGAAGAACGAAAAAAAGGCGCGUGAUUCCGCAGACGCAAUGUUUUCAGAUGCAAACGACUCGUUCCCUUUCGAAAAAAUCAGCGAAGAUAUGGUACGUGAAUUAGACGGUAUUGAAAAAGAUAUGCUUUUAAAAGAACAAGUGGAAAGUGAAAAAGUUGAAAACGCGAACAAACACGGCAAAGAUAAUGCAUCAGGUCUUUUGGAAAAUUGUUUUGCACUUUUACAUGCUAAAGAUGACACCAGUAAGUUUGUUUCCUUAACAAUGCUUGCAAAGCUAUUGAAUGAAAAUCCCAACUUCCUCUUUGCUUUUUGGGAACAAAUGGAUAUGAAGUUUCUCGAUCGACUACUAGGAUCGAAAAAUUAUGAAUAUGCCGAUUUGGGAGUUUCCGUGUUGCUCGCCUUUUGCAGUGAUGAAAAGAUCCUUCGUAGUUCGUUGAUGAAAAAACGUAUACCAGCUUUGUUGACUUGUGCUUUGCGGCAUUACGAUCUUUGCAUUCCCACAAUAUGUGCUCUGGCGUCUAAUCCACGUUCGGCAAAGUCUCUCUUGUAUUACACAUCCUUUAUUACUAACGAGUUCCCCCUUUCUCAAGCUCUCGAGAUCUUGUCAUAUGGUUUAUAUGCACUAGACAAGAUUCAGCUUUACAUGAAACCAAUUUUUGAAGGAAUAGAGAAGAGAAAUGAGUGGAAGGCUCCUGUCACUUCUCAAUUUUUUAGAAAUCUUUUUGCCCGUUUCCCCGUUCAUUUAUGGUAUUCGGAUGAGCUUUGCUGCUAUGUUCGACCUCUUAUCAAACCUGUUUUGGAGGAAUUUGUUACAGAAGAGUCCAUUGAAAAUGCUUGUGUGCAACUUUUCUCCCUUUUGAAAGCAGUCGGUCCUGAUGUAGUAAUGGAAGACAAUAAAGAAUCUUUCCUCUUGGUGAUUGGCCGCUGUGCUGCAGAAAUUCGUGCAAACUUGGACCUUUUGGUGUCUACUCUUGAUGAAAAACAAAAGCACGAGACUCUUUCAUAUAGUGUGUGUUCAUGCUACGAAGUACUUGGAAUUUUGAUUCACUUUCUUUGCGAAAAUUGUGAUGAACUUUCUCAAACGAUUGAGCCCACCAAAUUCUUUCAACUUCAAAACACACUUUCAGAGCUGUUUGGAGAUACCAUGGAGUUUAUUCGUGAUGCUUGGGAUAAUAUGAGACAUCAUGAAAAGUUUGCUGUUCACGUCACAGUGGUUAGCGCAAUAGCUACUCUUUGUCUUUGGCUUACGGAAGAUGACAGUCAAUAUAAACAGGCUUCUGGUUUAAUGGAUGUAUUUAUGGCACUUUGGAAGUAUGGCUGGAAGAAUGGAGUUGAGUACGCAAAGUGGAUUGGACUGGCUCUUCCCAACAUGCUUCAGGAAGAAAUCUGUGUUAAGGCAUUCAAAAACGUGAAAGGUUGGGAAAUUGUAUGGGAUGAUUUCAAGCGUUGCAAUCAAGAAUUAGAAGCAAUGAGCUCAAAGCAAGCUUUAUUUGAAGAUGUCGCUGAAAAUGAAACGGCAACUCAAGCGUUUCAAGACUUAUAUAUUUUGUUAGAAGUGAAAUCAUUCGUUCCUUCUUCAAUUUGGGAACAUGAGGUGUUUCGGUCUCCUUUGUGGAAAGAUAUGUUGAAUGAUUCCUCAUGA
Molecule: messenger RNA, 1653 nt
Organism: Schizosaccharomyces osmophilus
Lineage: Eukaryota; Fungi; Ascomycota; Schizosaccharomycetes; Schizosaccharomycetales; Schizosaccharomycetaceae
Product: Armadillo-type fold protein
Exons: 1
Coding region: 1-1653 (550 amino acids)
Source: RefSeq, a predicted model, not a curated record